AUGAACAAACUCAACCUCACAUACUUCUUCAAAUUGAUCUUGAAUCGACACCACCAAAUACUUUAUUACCAAAAUGCCUACGGGAUCGCAAUAUGUCACUGUCUGUCCUGUCGCAAGAUCACCGGUGGAACAAAUUCAGUAAAUUUGCUACUCCCAGGGGACAAGCUUCGUGUCACCUAUGGCUCUGCCAAGCAAUACACUGAGAUGCACGAGAGUGGCAUGGAAUUGACGAUCAACUUUUGUCCUAAUUGUGGAUGUAUGAUCUACAAGACGCAUGAGUUGUUUCCUGGGAAGGUUGUUGUCUUUGCUGGGACGCUUGAUGACCCGGAUGGACUUGAAAACUCGAAGCCAGAGGCGGAGUUGUUUUCUAAACGUCGUGUUAGAUGGUUGCCUGGUCUUAGUUGGGCGGAGCAAAAGGAAGAAUUUUGA
Penicillium soppii is the source of this 429-nucleotide messenger RNA. Its product is annotated as GFA family protein. Gene Ontology annotation, molecular function: carbon-sulfur lyase activity. Lineage: Eukaryota; Fungi; Ascomycota; Eurotiomycetes; Eurotiales; Aspergillaceae. Bases 1 to 429 code for a protein of 142 amino acids. The record is from RefSeq and is a predicted model, not a curated record. The transcript has 2 exons.